Salarias fasciatus (jewelled blenny) is the source of this 814-nucleotide messenger RNA. It is a transcript of the gene rpp21, whose product is annotated as ribonuclease P subunit p21. Lineage: Eukaryota; Metazoa; Chordata; Actinopteri; Blenniiformes; Blenniidae. Gene Ontology annotation, biological process: tRNA processing. Gene Ontology annotation, cellular component: nucleolar ribonuclease P complex. Bases 101 to 565 code for a protein of 154 amino acids. The transcript is spliced from 5 exons. The record is from RefSeq and is a predicted model, not a curated record.
CCUACUGCUUCCGGUUCACUGUUAGCGGCAGCGUCGCGGGUGUUUCACCGGGACCGUCGAACCAACACUGAAAGUCGUCGGUUUUUGACCUCUUUGUGAAAUGGCACAACAUCUGAAAGACAAAGAAGCUUUCCAGAGACUGAACUUUCUCUAUCAGGCGGCUCAUUGUGUUUUAACUCAAAAUCCGGAGAAUGUGGAACUUGCCCGCUUUUACUGCUUCACGCAGAAGACCAUCACUAGGCGUUUGGUUCUGAGACAAGACCCAUCAGUGAAGAGAAAUUUUUGUAAGAAGUGCUGUUCCUUGCUUAUCCCUGGUUUAACUGCAACAACGAGACAAAAAAAACUACGUGGGAAAAAUCGUUUCACAGUGAUAAAGUGUGUUCUUUGUGGGCAGUCCAAAACCUUUCUGAAUAAUCCAGAUCACUCUUUAUGGGUUGAUCGAGACGAGGCACAGCUGGAGCUACAAAGCAGUAAAAUCAUGGAACACCAACAUAAAGGCGGCCAAAAGACGAAGCCUGCCGAGUCCCCGUCAUCUACACCAGCAGCUGCUGACACUGCUCAGUGAUCUCUUUUCUCCACAAUGUGUUUUCAAAUGAUUAUUUAUGAAAAUGUAAUUUUUGUUUUUUUGUUCGUACAUUGGGUGCAAAUUUGUAUUCUGUUAGUGAUGAGUGACAACACAGGCAAUGUAAAUGCAUAGAUUUAAAUGAUUGGAGGAAAUAACGGAAACAGAUAAAAGAGACUUGUGUUGGUUUUACUUGAAAAUAUCUUGUGUUUUCCAGACAAACCUAUAAAAUUAAAGUGAAUCCCAAGUGAA